Messenger RNA from Strongylocentrotus purpuratus (purple sea urchin), 1808 nucleotides. Its product is annotated as surfeit locus protein 6 homolog. Bases 165 to 1451 code for a protein of 428 amino acids. Lineage: Eukaryota; Metazoa; Echinodermata; Echinoidea; Camarodonta; Strongylocentrotidae. Gene Ontology annotation, cellular component: nucleolus. The record is from RefSeq and is a predicted model, not a curated record. The transcript is spliced from 5 exons. Gene Ontology annotation, biological process: ribosomal large subunit biogenesis; ribosomal small subunit biogenesis. Gene Ontology annotation, molecular function: RNA binding; DNA binding.
GGACUUUUCAGAGACCUGUAAAACGUGUUCGAUAGGUGUUUCGUAGCGUGUUAUGAUGGAAAGCAGGCCCGUGAAGAAGAGACUAAUGCUGGCCAGAUAUAAUGCAGAUUUGUAUUUUUAAGACAUAAUUAACAUCUAAUGUGGUAGACUAAUCAUCCGUGAUCAUGGAGAUGGAUAGCGCAGACCUUAUGAGCAGUCUUCAACUGCACAAUGACUUCUUCAAGAGUAUGACUGAUCUGAUACCUGCUAGGUAUUACUUUGAGCAAGAAAUCAAGCAAGGCCCGGCAGGCACCGGCAAGUUCCACCACAAUGCAAAAGAGAAAGCUCCCAAACAGCAACUCAAGGACAAGUCUAAGAAGAAGACCAGCAACAAACGACAGCGCUUGGACCCCGACAAGCAGCGCAGUGUGACCCAGAUCCAGGAGGGGAUGGACAAAGGUCAGAUCUCGGGGAAAGACGGGGUGGCGACCUCUAGCCGGUUGUGGAGAGAGAAGUCGGAGGACGAGUCCGAGAGCGACGCCGUGGGAACGGGACUAGAAGACCUUUCUGAUGACAGUGGUGCUGAAGAUGACUCAAAAUCACCAGCUGUCUCGUCGCGGAUAAAACCCAUGAGUGUUGAAUCUGUUUCAAGUGGUGCCACUAUCGAUGAACUCAGAGAAAAGGUUCAAAAGAGAAUCGAAGAACUUCGAACAAAACGAAAAGCCAGGGCUCCACUGAUGGAGGAUAUGGUACCUAAGAAAAUUGCUCGGAAAGAAGCGGAAAAGGAGAAGAAGAAGAAAGCAGAAGCUUAUAAAGCAAUUAAAGCUUCUAAAGCACAGUUAGAAGUUUCAGAGAAAGCCAAACAGAAACAGAUGGUUAAUGGAGACAUUCACAAUGACAGUGAUGAUUCUGGCGAUGACGGUACCACCCCUCAAAGAACUAAAAAGAGCGACAAGAAAUCCGCCAAGGGUGGAAAAGGGGGGCAGAAAGUGGCCGGCGGGGACGACGAAGCGGCCGUGCGGUUCAGUCAGUUUGACUUUGCAGAGAGCGAGCGGGAGCAGCCGAAGAAGAAGAAGAGGAAGAAGUUGACGGAGCCGAGGAGUAACAAGGACUUUGGUCGGCUCCUGAAGAAGGCGGAGCUGAAGGAGCAGAAGAUGGCGGAGAUGAAGGAGAAGGAUCCAGACAAAGCCCAGGAGGUGGAGACGGAGGGCAAGUGGCAGACGGUCAUCGAUAAAGCUCAGGGAAUCAAGGUCAAGGACGAUGUGGAGCUCUUGAAGAAGUCGAUCAAGCGGAAGGAGCAGCGCAAGAAGGCGAGCAAGAAGCAGUGGGACGAGCGCAAGGCCAAGCUGGAGGAGAAGAUGAAGCACAAGGACGCCAAGAAGAGGACCAACAUCAAGGCCAAGACGGACGGCCGCAAGGCCAAGAAGGUCAAGCGGUUACAGCAGAAGGGCAAGCUCCUCCUGCAAGACUGAGGAUGAGACGGAGAAGUGCCUCUCAGAGUCGGAGGGACGGACACCAGGGGGCGUUUCACAAAACUUGCUUGCUCUAGUGAACAUAGGACAUGCAAAAGGGUAUUAUUGAACAAUCCUGGUGUCUGAACACACCCUCAAUGUCUAAUUAGACUGAUACCUUCCACAUGAGUUCCCCAGAAAGUCACGUUGAGCUUUGCCCAAAAACUUGAUCCACUACGGUAGUCCUUGAGUGUCUGUCCAGAAUAUCAAAAAAAAUUCAUAUGAACCCCAGAGGGGCAAAGUUGGCACAUACAUAAAAUUCCAAUUUCGAGGAAAACGUGUUUAAAGUAUUGUUAGAGAGAAAUCUGCAAGACAACG